Molecule: messenger RNA, 1405 nt
Organism: Poecile atricapillus (Black-capped chickadee)
Lineage: Eukaryota; Metazoa; Chordata; Aves; Passeriformes; Paridae
Gene: NOP53
Product: NOP53 ribosome biogenesis factor
Exons: 12
Coding region: 41-1405 (454 amino acids)
Biological process (GO): rRNA processing; ribosomal large subunit assembly
Cellular component (GO): nucleolus
Molecular function (GO): protein binding; 5S rRNA binding
Source: RefSeq, a predicted model, not a curated record
CACUUCCGGUUCCUCUCCCCUCACGCCGCUCCCUCACGAAAUGGCGGCGGCCGAGUCGUUCCUCGCCUUCAACCCCGCGGCUCGGUCCGGCCUCUCCGCCGGCUCCCGGCGCCGCUCCCGCGGGCCCCGCAACCGCAAGAAGGGCUGGAAGCGCUGGAGCGGCCCCGAGGCGCAGCUGGGCCGGGAAAUCGGCGAUUUCUUGGAGGAUGUGGGGCUGCAGGAGCGAGCGGCGGGGGGUUUGAUCUCUGAGCAGCCCAACGAGGGCCUUUUCUUCCUGGACACGGGAAAAACCCGCAAAGGCCGGCGACCCAAGAAACCCCCACAGAAACCCCUGCACGUAGACCUGGUUCUUCAGCCCCUCUCCAAAGUGCCUCCCCCAAAAAACAUCUGCGCCCACCAGACCCCGAACGGGCGGAAGGAGAAGCGGCGCCGGGAGUUUUGGGAGAAAAAAGCGGAAAAAGGGAUUUUCCCUCGGGGGGAGCGGCGGCUCCGGGCCCGGCUCAGCCGGGGGGUGACCCCCACCCAUGAAAAACCCCCCGAAUUGGGGCGCUCAGACCCCCAGAGGGGCUUCUACGACAUCUGGGGCGAGCAGAACCCUCUGGACGCCCCCCUGGCUGGGCAGGACCCCUGGUACCUCCAACAGACCAAGAAGCUGCGAGUUCAGCGUCCCCCCCGGCUCCAGGUGCGGCCGUCGCCCCUUCCCCCCGUGGAGGUCAUCGGCCAGGGGGGCUCCUACAACCCCCCCUUCCAGGCCCACCAGGAUUUGCUGCUGCGGGCGCUGGAGGUGGAGACGAGGAGGAGGAGGGAGGAGGAGAAGGUGGAGCGGAGGCUGAAGGUCACCGAGGAGCCGCCCUCGGAGGAGGCCGUGCUGCAGGAGCAGCUGCAGGGGCUCCUGGAGGAGGAGGAGGAGGAAGAGGAGGAAGAGGAAGAGCAGCAGGAAAAUCGGGAUCAGCCCCGGAAACGGCAACAGCCGAGCAGGAAAACGGAGAAACAGCGACGGAAAGAGAAGGAGCAGAGGGAGAAGGCCGGGCUGCGGGCACGGGAGCGCGUGGCAGUGCUGAGGCUGCAGGGGCUGUUCCGGCUGCGGGCGCUGCGCCGGGCGCUGCAGCAGCGGGAGCAGGAGCUGCGGCGCCGGCGGCUGCUCCGGGCGCGGCUGCGGGAAAUGAAGGAGAGAGCCCCAAAACGGCUCGGGAGGAUCCGGUACGAGGAUCCCGGCCCCGAGGUGCAGCUGAGCGAGGAACUGCCCGAAUCCCUCCGGAGCCUCCGGCCCGAAGGGAACGUGCUCCGGGAUCGCUUCAAGAGCCUCCAGAGGAGGAACAUGAUCGAGCCAAGGGAGAGAGCAAAAUUCCGCCGGCGGUACCGGGUGAAAUACGUGGAGAAGCGAUCCUUCCGCCAAGUGACGUGA